GUUAGGGCUUGGGUCCAGAAAGCAAGGAACUCUUUGUUGUGCUUUCCCGCAGUGGCCGGAGCGUGCGCUUGUCGCCGGCAAGGAUGGAUCGCGUCCAGCUUCUCCUUCUUGGACUUCCCAUCUUCCUCUUCUGUUCCGAUCUCGUCAAUCUUUUCACCCCUCCUCCCCCUCCUCCCCCGAAGCACCAGUCUCUCAUCCACCACCACCAUCACCACAAGCCGCCCCCCUCCCUUCACCAAACGACCGAUUUCUUCGCUGCCCAGGGUAAUAAACCCCAAGAAUUGGGUUACGGCACCAUUGUGGAGUUGAAAUUUUGCGUCUCUUGCUCUUACAGGGGAAAUGCAAUGACAAUGAAGAAAAUGCUGGAAACUUCUUUUCCUGGGAUUGAAGUAAUUCUGUCAAAUUAUCCCCCAGCCCUUCCAAAACGUCUACUAAGCAAAGUGGUUCCUAUUGUUCAAGUAGGAACUAUUGCAGUUGUAGUGGCAGGUGAUCAGAUUUUCCCUAGGCUGGGAAUGACACCACCUCCAUGGUACUUCAAUUUGCGUGCCAAUAGGUUUGGAGCUAUUGCCACAACAUGGCUUCUAGGCAACUUCGCACAGUCUACUCUACAGAGCUCUGGUGCAUUUGAAGUUUACUGCAAUGGUGACUUGGUUUUCUCUAAACUGCAGGAGCACAGGUUCCCUGGUGAAGUUGAGUUGAGAGACCUGAUUGCCAGCAGGCUUGCCUAAUUCUGCAUUCAGGAAGAACGUUGGAAGUGUUUGGUCCUAGUGGACUGGGGAUUCACUUCACCAAAGUUGCACCAUCUGAUCAGUCCACUGUCCUAUGACCUUUAUCAGGAAAAAGCGUUAACUUCUACCACUCAGAAACUUUGUUAGUCUGCAUUCUUACUGUGUAUCUAUUGGCUAUCUGAAUGAUUUGAGUUGUAAAGAAGCUUUUUUUUUUUUAAAUAUUAAAAAAAAGAAUCUCUCAGUUGUGUGAACAAUCUGUUGGCAAAGUUCCAUGAUAUUUAGAAUAUUGAAGUAUUCACUAAUCAAA
Molecule: messenger RNA, 1035 nt
Organism: Elaeis guineensis (African oil palm)
Lineage: Eukaryota; Viridiplantae; Streptophyta; Magnoliopsida; Arecales; Arecaceae
Product: selT-like protein
Biological process (GO): cell redox homeostasis
Cellular component (GO): endoplasmic reticulum membrane
Molecular function (GO): thioredoxin-disulfide reductase (NADPH) activity
Source: RefSeq, a predicted model, not a curated record